This is a messenger RNA of Schistocerca gregaria, 464 nucleotides long. RefSeq names its product larval cuticle protein 16/17-like. The transcript has 3 exons. The record is from RefSeq and is a predicted model, not a curated record. Gene Ontology annotation, cellular component: chitin-based extracellular matrix. The coding region runs from base 88 to 408 and encodes 106 amino acids. Lineage: Eukaryota; Metazoa; Arthropoda; Insecta; Orthoptera; Acrididae. Gene Ontology annotation, molecular function: structural constituent of chitin-based larval cuticle.
AGAGUUCUAGUAUUUAAGGGCCUGCGGCGGACCUGAGGGCACAGCAGCCGCUCAGACACAGACCAGCCAACAAGCCGUCCCAGCAACAUGAAGGUCGCAUUGGUGUUCCUUGCCGUGGCCGUAGCGGCGGUGACGGCAGACGUCAAGCCCAUCGAGGUCCUGUCACGAGAGGAGGUCCGCGACGCCAGCGGCCAGUACUCUCUCACGUACCAGACGGCCAACGGCAUCACGGUGGUGGAGCACGGCGAGCUGAAGCCCACCCCUGACGGCAAGGACCACGUGCUGAUCAAGAGCGGCCAGUACCAGUACACCAGCCCCGAGGGCAAGCCCGUCGACAUCAAGUACAAGGCCGACGAGUUCGGCUACGUCGCCACCGGAGACGCCAUCCCCGUCGCACCCGUCGCCUAAACAGAAUGGCGCGACCCUGUAACAACACCCAAAAAAUAAAACCACCUUAUUGACUA